AUGGUCUCUGAGGAAAAAGAUUCCAGCAGCGACGACUCCUACUCUGGUGGUUUUGAAUUCCGACGCAGAAAAAAACGUAGGCAUGAAGAAGAAGCUUUCAAAAUGCCAACAAUCAUAAUAUCUGACUCAGAUACAGAAACAGAACAAGCUUUUGAGGAGAGUAUUGAUGACCAAACAAAAAAUGAGGAUGAGCUGGUGAGUUACAAAAAUAAUCUGGAGAUUAAUAAGGGUGAGAAAGAGAAGAGUGAGGAAGAUGACUUGUGUGUUCUUCAAGAUGCACUUGAGGCGGCGACAUCGUUUCAAGGUUUAAGUCAGUAUCAGAAGAAUUUGAUGUUUCAAAACUUGAAGAAUCUUGGAGCUGAAACAAUUAAAGAGUUCAUCGAUGAAUGGAAGGCAUUGAGUGUUGAGGAGCUACAUUUGAACAUCAAGAAAGAAACUCUCUUUGCAAAGUUUGAAAGCUGGAGUUUGAUAGUUUACUUAUCCAACGAAGAAAAGAAAUUCUGCUUUUGGAAUGAUUUAAUGUUUUAUGUUAUUCCUACUAAUGUUUCUACUUUCUUGUUGUGUGUUUUGAACUAUGCAUUAGCGUUUUAUAGGCCUGUGGCUUCUUUUUUUUUUAAAAGUUUUAUGGAAGACAACUUUUUUAAGUUUCAUAGUUUUUUUUUUAUCUCCAUUGAUGUGGUGGUUGCUGCUGCUACCUACUCUCAAGAUAAUCUGAUUCUUCUUCUGCCUUUCUGGGAUAACUUAGUGUGAAAAAGAAAGGGAUGUUUCACAGUUGCUGC
Molecule: messenger RNA, 779 nt
Organism: Arabidopsis lyrata subsp. lyrata
Lineage: Eukaryota; Viridiplantae; Streptophyta; Magnoliopsida; Brassicales; Brassicaceae
Source: RefSeq, a predicted model, not a curated record